AAACAACAACAACAAAAAUUACAUCUCGUAAAUAAGACAGCUAACCAAAUCUUCUGGGUGAAGCACAAAACAAGAAUGAAAGUGUCUGUUUUAGGAGUGUAUUAAUACGUGAGUUUUGUGUUUAUCUGUUAUCUCUUAUUCUGGACAUGUGCUCAGAUGAUAGUUUAUGGAAAUAUUUGCCGUGAGCCAUAUUUUUGUCAUAGUGCUGUAUGAGGCGUAUUCGGAGUACGUAUCCACGUUUGUUUUGAUGAACCACAGGUUUAUAACAACAGUCACAGGUGUCUCUCCAGAACUGCAGUUCUGAUAAAUGACAUGCAAACAAUAGUCUCCAAAGUUGAUUUAAUGACUUGUUCUUGCACCUUUGGUAUCGCCCUGUGAGACUGACAGUAUCACUGAUAUCCAUCCAGGUUCAGAGAGUGAUCUGUCUUGAUGUUCACCUGAGGAAUUCUGCUGUCGUUAAAGAUUUAUUAUCGUUAUAUAAGUGCAGCAAUAAUAAAUCAUACUAAACAAAAUAUACACAAUAUGAUGUCAAUAUCCACACUGCAACCUUGGAACUUUUGCUUUCCUUACAGAAAUAAAAUAAAAUAUGGGCGGUGGAAGCAUAAAGAACGAAUUGUGGAAAGUUUCUUCAGUUAAUUAGAGGAUUGUGAAAGAUUAGUCAGCAGGAGCUUAAUAAAAAGUUGAAUCUUCAUGCUCGGGAGUUGGCUCUGUAGUGGCUGUGCUUUUAGUGCUAUUGUUGCAAAAGAAAAUAAAAGGUUCAAAGGAAAGACGCUUCAAGUAAAUGAAAGGAAGUUGUCUCUCAAUCAAAGUGCUGCUGCUGCAAAAAAAACAGAACUCAUCACUAAACGUCAACACUUUUUAAAUGAAGGGUUAACAGCAUGCAAGCUGAAGUGAGAUUAACCUGAUUUUUAAAAGAUUUUGGGAAGAAGUUGGUUAUCGUGAUGGUAUUUUUUUAUAACUAUAAAUCAGGACUCCUUCAGAGUGUAAAACAAAGUAUCAAAGGUCAAAGGAUCCAUUAUUGUAAGGUGAACUCUCAGUGAGAGACAAAUGUGUGACAAAGCGGACAACCAUUCACCUCUCCCAGUGGAGAUCUGAAUUCUGGGACAGUGAGGCGUCCAGCUGGGGUCUCUGAGGAAGAUGCUGGGUUCAGAGCGCGGUGUUGUAGAAGAAUGGCUCUUAGAAUUCAAGUCUCUACCAGAAACCCACAUCCCCAGCUAUGCCGGCAGCCUUCAUCUAAAGAAGUCCCUGGUGCCGGCGCUCUACAGAGUUAUUCAGGACCCCAACAAUGAGCUGCUGGAGCCUGUCUGCCACCAGCUGUUUGAGCUGUACCGGAGCUCUGAAGACCGCCUGAGACGUUUCACUCUGCAGUUCCUGCCUGAGCUGGUGUGGGUUUAUCUGCGUGUAACGGCCAGCAGGGAUCGCCAGAGCAAUGGCUGCAUCGAGGCGCUUCUUUUAGGAAUCUAUAAUCUGGAAAUUGUGGACAAAGAUGGCAACAGCAAACUCCUGUCCUUUACAAUUCCAUCGCUGUCCAAACCAUCAAUAUAUCACGAGCCUUCUAGUCUGGGGUCCAUAGCACUGACGGAGGGAGCCCUCUGCCAACACGACCUGAUUCGGGUGGUGUACAGUGGCCUCCACCCUCAGAGAGAGACCUUCACAGCCCAGAACAGGUUUGAGGUGCUGUGUUUCCUAAUGCUGUGCUACAACUCUGCUGUGGUCUACAUGCCCCUGUCUUCCUACCAGUCCGUCUGCAGGAUGAGCUCACGGUUGUGCAUUUGUGGCUUCCCUCGGCAGCAGCAGAAGCUGUGGAGAGAACCCUGCAACCGUGUGCUCCUGGACCCAGAGUUCAUGGUCCAGAUGCUAACUGCUGUGUAUCAUGCCAUAUACAAUGGGGAGUGGGAGAUGGGGCGGGAAGCUCUGGAGGACAUUCUAUACAGAGCUCAGCUGGAGCUGUACUCCCAGCCUAUCCUGUUGGGCAACGCCAUGAGGAACUCGCUGCCAGACAAUGCUCCCACUGAGCCACAGGGGCGCAAGGUGCUUCAGGUGGAAGUGACGCCCACCGUCAGUCGCAUCUCUAUCUCAGCCAUCACCACCGCUUCCAUACGGCGCCACCGCUGGAGGAGAGAGGAUUGUUUUGACUACUCAACCGAAGCAGAGUUGAGCCUCGCCAUCAAUCCACCUAGCUUGGCUCAACACCACCACCACCACCUCCACCACCACCACAGUCUCUGGGACGCAGCAGCCAAAGAAGACCGGAGAGAGCACGCUCACAGCCACCACAGCAGCAGCAGCAGCAUCAUUCCCCCCAUCACACUGGAGGAUGUGGACGGCAUGAGUGGCGGAGAUGAUUCCUUUAACAUCAACGACCCAGACGAGGGUUUCUCCUCAGGAGCUUCCAACAGCAGCCAGCCCAGCGGCAACAAGGCCUGCGGUAGUGUGGGGCCGAGGGGCGACAGCCUGAACAGCAGCAGUAGCAGCAUCAAGAAAGCCAUCGUAGCCCGACUGUCACGGGACAAGGACAAGGACAAGGACAAGGAGAAGGAGAAAGAACGGGAGAGAUCCUCAGAAAAACCGGCUCAUUUAUCUGCGGAACCCCAGGCUCCUCCCAGGAGGCAUCACCAGAGGCAGCAGUCGCCUCCAGCCAGCAUCACCCUGGACGCCAUCCAGCUGAGCCCCAUACGGAAGCACCUGAGCUUCCCUGUGGGGCGAACACUGGUGCGGACUGGCAGCACCUCCUCCAGCAAGUCCUUUGAUUUUAUGAGCCUGAACCUGAACGAAGGCAAGGACGAGCAGGAGGAGCUGCUGGGAGGAAUCGCAGACGAGGAAGAACACCUUCCAGUGGGGGGCGCCCACCGUCAUUCCACCAUCAGCUUGCAAGAGGAGUGCCUCAUCAGGCCAGAGGAGGCGCAGAAGCUCCUGUCCCCUGGAGCUCCCCUCACCAAGCAGUCUCGCUCGCCCAGCUUCAACAUGCAGAUCAUAUCACAGGUGUAAUGUGGAGUUCUUGGCCAUGAAAGACACACACACACACGCAGAAAGUACAAAACACACACACAUCCCGAUGCAGUUUUUCCUUGUGACUCUUUACAGCUCUACUACUUCAACUACAGUCUACCUAUUACCUGUGUGUGUGUGUGUGUAUGUGUGCGUGCUUCUGUGUGUGUGCGUGCUUCUGUGUGUGUGCGUGCCUCUGUGUGUGUGUGUGUGUGCGUGCGUGUUUGUGUGCGUGUGUGUGUGUGUGUGUGUGUGUGUGUGUCUGUUAGUCCUAAACUAGAAAUUUUAUAAUUGUGGCCUGCAGUUACUGAAAGUGCACCAGGAGUGAAGUAGUAGAUAAAACCUUACUGUCCCCUGCUGUUACUACAGUGUAGUGGAAAAAAAAAAAAGCCGUUGAAAUGGAAACGCAGUAAAAACAUGGAGAGAAAAGUCAUAAGGAGUCCACACUGACUGUAGUUCCUGACUGAAGGAGUCGUCAUGAAUCAGCAAUAACAAUCACCGUCGUUCAUGUGGAGAGGAGUGAGUCUGAACUGUUGUCUCUUCAUUCCCUCUGUCCUUCCUUCCUCCCUUCCUUUCUCUCUUCCUUCCUCUUUUCCUUCCUCUCUUCCUCCCUUCCUUCCCUGGUUUUCUUGGGCUCAUGUGCAAUCGUUCUUGCUGAUUAUCUUCCUUUUUUAAGUGCUGUCUUGUGGACAAGAUUUCUUUAAAUAAUGGUUAAUUACAAUCCAAAGAAAUUGUAUGUUUUCUUGUUAGGAUUUUGUUUUGGUCACCCCUCAUUUUUUAAGUUUAAUUUCAAUGAUCUGAUUUAAUCUACUGUUUUAAUUGUUGAAAACCAAACUGAUAUUUGAUACUCGUUUGUGUUCUUUUUUUUUUUUUCCUGGACUGUAGAAAUCACUCCUGUGCAGCUACGAGAGAAAAUUGAUACUUGAUUUAAAAUCGAACUAACUGGACUAGUUUGCCGAGGAAGCUGAGGGUCGCCACUGUAUGAUAUUCUGGAUUGUUAAUCUGGUUUAAAACCGUGUCACGGCUCAGAUGAAAGCACUUGUUGGUGUCGUUUUUGUCUCAGUCUGUGCUGAGGCCGUGCUUGUGUCUAGUCAGUUGAACUGCUGCCCACUGGAGGCUUAUUUUAGCCACUGUACGUCUGCUUUAACCGUGACGUCGGCUCCCGCUCUGCUCUCUGAUUGGACGCUCGAGAAACAUUUAGUUCUACCUCAUUGCGUGUCCACCUGCUACAUUCACACAGUCGGAAGCAGGAUGUAUUCUUAAAGGCAUUAUUACGGUUGAGGAGAAAAAUGUUUUUUUUGUUUCUAGUAUACUUAAGAAACUUACAUUCAUUAACGCUUUGCUUGAUUUUGGUUUAAAAAACUGGUGAAAAUCAUAACCCCCUUUGAAAAAUUACAAUUGAAUAACGAUUAGUAAAUAUUCAUUUAAACUAAAGUGGAACUCGAGGUUUAUUUUUUAUAAAAUAUAAGAAAAUGUAAUUACAAAAUCAGUGUAAUAUAACCAUAUUGAAAUAUUGUAAUAAUAUUGAAAUUGAAACUUAAUUCUCCCUCAGAAAACGUGUGUUGAGAAUGAAUCACUCUGUGUAAAAGAACUUAGAAAAUACUUUGAACAGGAUAUCAUUUAAAAUACACAUUUACUGGACUGAGAUUGCAACAAUAUUUGAACCAGUAGAUUAUUCAAAGCUAUCGACAUUUCUUGUGCUUUUGCUUAUGAAGACGCUGCGUCCUUGCAUUUCACGUGACUAGCGUCAGGCGCAGAACUCAAGCUGCAGAACUGGAACCUGACAGUCUUUUUCAAACAACCACAUGAUGAUUUUACCUCCAUGUUCUGCUGGUCCUUUUUCUUACGUGGUGAUGGUCUGAAGGUGCACUUCUGUUCGUGCAUGACGUUGCAUCCCGCCUGCUGUCAAAAGCCUGAGCACAGGUCAUUCAGCUCAACUUAUAUAUAGAGCGCCCCCUGCACAGACUGAGUGAUUUUUUUUUUUUUUUUUUUUUUUAACCCGAAUGGCUUGUAUGCAUGUGAAACGCCCCGUGGAGCACAGCUGGUUUUAAGCUGCGUAACUUGGCCAAUACGUUUAUGCCAGAUGUGCCAAUACACAUGUAUAAUCUUAAAUGUUUGUUUCGCUUGGGUGUCUUAAUUUAAAAUGCCUUCUUUUCGGUUGACUUGUCUUUUUUUUUUUUAAUGAAAUUAAUUUAUGACACCAAAAGUGAGAUGUUUGGACAAACGGCUCCAUUUGCCCUUAGUUGCCGCUUUGCCUUUUAUUUUGCCCGUUUUUUGUCUUUCUUUCUCAUUACGUGUGCGGCGCACUGUACUUCUGCUGUUGUUAUUGAGCGUUGCUGUUAAAGGUGUCCGUGUGCUGUAGGUGUCAACUGCUGUGUUGUGCUCAAAGUCAACGGUGACUUGGUGUUGGUGACUUGGUGGUAUGUUAAAAAUCUCACACUCGUGCUCCUGCGCUCCUCCGAGCUCUGUGUGCUACAUGUGCUUUAUAAAUAUGUCAGACCAAAGAGCUUUAAGCACCAGCUCUUUGGUUCCUUCUCCUCCCUUUCCUCCUCCUGCUGGACUGGACUGAGAAGGAAGCAGGGUUUAAGGUGUAGCGACACACGAACACACUUUGACCUGCUCUGUCUGCUGUCAUCCUCGUUACCAUUUGAUGUACUUUGUUGUAAGUGGAGUGGCACCUUAAUGCUGGAUUGUUUGUUUUUUGUUUGUUUUUUUAAACCUUGUCAUGAUGAUAGUAAUAUAUGAGCGAUGCUGACUGAGAUGAGCAGCAGGUCUGUACGCUUCUGUACAUCCACCUUGGAGGAAAUCACCUCAGUGUCUGGGUUU
Molecule: messenger RNA, 5814 nt
Organism: Cynoglossus semilaevis (tongue sole)
Lineage: Eukaryota; Metazoa; Chordata; Actinopteri; Pleuronectiformes; Cynoglossidae
Product: protein FAM126B
Exons: 13
Coding region: 1138-2988 (616 amino acids)
Biological process (GO): protein localization to plasma membrane; phosphatidylinositol phosphate biosynthetic process
Cellular component (GO): plasma membrane
Source: RefSeq, a predicted model, not a curated record